UCAGGCUCCCAGAAAGUCCGCGGACGGCCGCGUCGGUUGGAGAGGGAGGGCGUGAAGGAGGGAGCUGGCUCCCCGGCCGGCCGCGCGCUGAAGUUUCCUGGCCGCUGGCGCCCGGGCCAUGCUGGAGCGCAGGGCGGCAGCAUGAAGGGCUCGGACCGGGCUUACACCCGCGGUCCCUCUUUGAGGUGGCUCUUGGCUAAGUGCUGCUGCUGCUUCCCGUGCGGAGAUACAUACUCUCAUUCCUCAAGUGAAAACGGAGGCAAGUCCGAGUCAGUGGCCAACCUGCAGAGCCAGCCCUCCCUGAACUCCAUCCACAGCUCCCCCGGCCCCAAGCGCUCCACCAACACCCUUAAGAAGUGGCUGACCAGUCCGGUGCGCAGGCUCAACAGCGGGAAGGCAGACGGAAACAUCAAGAAGCAGAAGAAAGUGCGCGAUGGCCGCAAGAGCUUCGACCUGGGCUCUCCCAAGCCUGGGGAUGAGACGACGCCUCAGGGAGACAGUGCUGAUGAGAAGAGCAAGAAAGGUUGGGGUGAAGAUGAGCCAGAUGAAGAAUCCCACACCCCGCUCCCUCCGCCUAUGAAGAUCUUUGACAACGACCCUGCGCAGGAUGAGAUGUCCUCCUCUUUGCUAGCAGCCCGGCAGGCUUCCGCCGAAGUUCCUACUGCUGCAGACCUUGUCAGUGCAAUAGAACAGUUGGUCAAAAGCAAGCUGAGCCUAGAAGGAGGCUCAUACCGGGGCAGCUUGAAGGACCCAGCCGGCUGCCUGAAUGAAGGGAUGACCCCGCCCACACCUACGAGAAACCUGGAAGAAGAACAGAAAGCCAAGGCCCUGAGAGGCAGGAUGUUUGUCCUGAAUGAGCUGGUACAGACGGAGAAGGACUAUGUCAAGGACCUGGGGGUUGUGGUGGAGGGCUUCAUGAAGAGGAUGGAAGAAAAGGGUGUCCCUGAGGACAUGCGAGGGAAGGACAAAAUCGUGUUUGGAAACAUUCACCAGAUUUAUGAUUGGCAUAAGGAUUUUUUCCUUGCCGAACUGGAAAAAUGUAUCCAGGAGCAAGACAGAUUGGCCCAGCUCUUCAUUAAACACGAGCGGAAGCUGCACAUCUACGUGUGGUACUGCCAGAACAAGCCGCGCUCUGAGUACAUCGUGGCCGAGUACGACGCCUACUUUGAAGAGUUGAAACAGGAGAUAAAUCAAAGGCUGACGCUUAGCGACUUCCUUAUCAAGCCCAUUCAGAGAAUAACAAAAUAUCAGCUGCUUCUCAAGGACUUCCUGAGAUACAGCGAGAAGGCGGGCUUGGAGUGUUCAGAGAUCGAGAAAGCAGUGGAGUUAAUGUGCCUUGUUCCAAAACGCUGCAAUGACAUGAUGAAUCUGGGACGCCUGCAGGGCUUUGAGGGCACACUGACCGCUCAGGGGAAGCUGCUGCAGCAGGACACGUUCUACGUGAUUGAGCUGGAUGCCGGCAUGCAGUCCCGGACCAAGGAGAGGCGUGUGUUCCUCUUUGAGCAAAUUGUCAUCUUCAGCGAACUGCUCAGGAAGGGCUCUGUCACCCCGGGCUACAUGUUCAAAAGGAGCAUCAAGAUGAAUCACUUGGUCCUGGAGGAGGACGUGGACCAUGACCCCUGCAAGUUUGCGCUCAUGAACAGGGAGACUUCGGAGAGGGUCAUUCUGCAAGCCGCCAACGCUGACAUCCAGCAGGCCUGGGUGCAGGACAUCAGCCAAGUCUUAGAAACACAGCGAGACUUCUUAAAUGCACUGCAGUCGCCCAUUGAGUACCAGCGGAAGGAGAGGAGCUCGGCCGUAAUGAGGGCCCCGCCUGCCAGAACUCCCCAGGCCAGCCCACGGCCCUACUCCUCCAUCCCUGUGGGCUCUGAGAAGCCCCCAAAGGGCUCCAGCUAUAACCCGCCUCUGCCACCCCUGAAGAUAUCUACCUCCAAUGGCAGUCCAGGGUUUGACUACCACCAGCCUGGAGACAAGUUUGAGGCCAGCAAGCAGGGCGACCUGGGAGGCUGCAAUGGGACCUCAUCCAUGGCCGUGAUCAAAGAUUACUAUGCACUGAAGGAAAAUGAAAUCUGUGUGAGCCAAGGUGAGGUGGUCCAGGUCCUCGCCGUCAACCAGCAGAACAUGUGCCUGGUGUACCAGCCUGCCAGCGACCACUCGCCCGCGGCCGAGGGCUGGGUCCCGGGCAGCAUCCUGGCGCCCCUCACCAAAGCCACGGCGGCGGCAGAAAAUAGUGACGGGAGCAUCAAGAAGUCAUGUUCAUGGCAUACUCUACGCAUGAGAAAGCGGGCGGAAGUGGAGCACUCGGGUAAAAAUGAAGCCACAGGGCCUCGUAAACCCAAGGAUAUUCUGGGCCACAAAGUCUCUGUUAAAGAGACGAACAGCUCCGAGGAGUCAGAGUGUGACGAUCUUGACCCUAAUACUAGCAUGGAGAUCUUAAAUCCAAAUUUCAUCCAAGAAGUGGCCCCAGAAUUCCUUGUGCCCUUGGUGGAUGUGACCUGCUUGCUUGGGGACACAGUGACACUGCAGUGCAAGGUCUGCGGGCGGCCGAAGCCCACCAUCACCUGGAAGGGGCCAGACCAGAACAUCCUGGACACCGACAGCAGCUCAGCCACAUACAGCGUCUCCUCCUGUGAGUCCGGAGACAUCACCCUGAAGAUCUGCAAUCUGAUGCCUCAAGACAGCGGGAUAUAUACGUGCAUAGCAGCCAAUGACCACGGCACCGCGUCCACGUCCGCCACGGUGAAGGUGCAAGGAGUUCCCGCGGCCCCCAACCGCCCCAUCGCCCAGGAGCGGAGCUGCACCUCGGUGAUCCUGCGCUGGCUGCCCCCGGCCAGCACCGGCAACUGCACCAUCUCCGGCUACACCGUGGAGUACAGAGAGGAAGGUUCCCAGGCCUGGCAGCAGUCAGUAGCGUCGACCUUGGACACUUACCUCGUCAUCGAAGACCUCAGCCCCGGAAGCCCUUAUCAGUUCAGAGUCAGUGCCAGCAACCCCUGGGGGAUCAGCCUUCCCAGCGAGCCCUCGGAGUUCGUGCGACUUCCAGAGUACGAUGCUGCUGCUGAUGGUGCCACCAUUUCUUGGAAGGAAAAUUUUGAUUCAGCUUAUACUGAGCUGAAUGAAAUUGGCAGGGGCCGUUUCUCCAUAGUGAAGAAGUGCACCCACAAAGCCACUCGCAAAGAUGUUGCUGUGAAGUUCGUCAGCAAAAAAAUGAAGAAGAAAGAGCAGGCUGCCCAUGAGGCCGCCCUCCUCCAGCACCUGCAGCACCCACAGUACAUCACUCUCCACGACACCUAUGAGUCUCCCACGUCCUACAUCCUGAUUCUGGAACUGAUGGAUGAUGGCCGGCUCCUGGACUACCUUAUGAACCAUGACGAGCUGAUGGAAGAAAAGGUGGCCUUCUACAUCCGAGACAUCAUGGAAGCGCUGCAGUACCUUCACAACUGCAGGGUGGCCCAUUUGGACAUCAAGCCUGAAAACCUGCUCAUUGACCUGCGGAUUCCAGUGCCUCGAGUGAAGCUCAUCGACUUGGAGGAUGCUGUCCAGAUCUCAGGUCACUUCCACAUCCACCACCUGCUGGGCAACCCUGAGUUUGCUGCCCCAGAAGUGAUCCAAGGCAUCCCUGUGUCCCUGGGCACGGACAUCUGGAGCAUUGGGGUUCUGACGUACGUCAUGCUGAGUGGGGUCUCCCCCUUCCUGGAUGAGAGCAAAGAAGAGACGUGUAUCAAUGUGUGUCGGGUGGACUUCAGCUUCCCCCAUGAAUACUUCUGUGGCGUGAGCAAUGCCGCCAGAGAUUUCAUCAAUGUGAUCCUACAGGAAGACUUCCGGAGGCGACCCACGGCAGCCACCUGCCUGCAGCAUCCGUGGCUGCAGCCCCACAACGGCAGCUACUCCAAGGUCCCUCUGGACACCUCCCGCCUGGCGUGCUUCAUAGAACGCCGCAAGCAUCAGAACGAUGUGCGGCCCAUUCCCAAUGUCAAGAGCUACAUCGUCAACAGGGUAAACCAAGGGACGUAGCCGUGUCCCAGCCCUGGAGGUUUCACAUGGAAGUGCAGUGUGAACCAAAGCAAGACUGAAUGUGCUGUAAAUAAUUCUGUUCACUAUUUCACUCCGUGCAGUUCUCUGGAUUGUGAGAUGGUCCCUCUUCAACCUCGUCAGUGGUUAUUCAAGGUCUGAGCAGCAGAAAAAUCACCCUAUGUCCAGGGCUUUCCACAAGGCCAUUCAGAAGAGACAAAGGAGGAGAAAGUCACAGAGAGUAUUACAAAGAGGGGCAAGGAUAACAAGAAUACUAGCUGAUACAGAAUAUUAAUUGUGUGUUCCAAAGAGAGUGGGUAACUAGGCGAAACUUCAGCUCACUGGAGUGAGUGUAAAAGGUUUCUCUGCCUUGGCUGGAAUUUUAAGCCAAAAGGUCUGUUUAGCAGAGACGUCAUGUAUGCCAACUAGUGUGAUUUAGAUUCCUUUGAUAUCGUUUCUUUAUAGGAACCAUCUACACAUACAGUGAACUAUAUCCCGUUCUGAACUCAGAGUUUUAUAAUGUAGAGGUAUAUAUGAAAUCAGCAUAAGUAACUUUGAGUGCUCCAGUUAGGACAGUGAUUUCUUUACCGAAACAUUACAUUGUUUUGACUAAGCACAAUUAGAGGACGAGUUUUUUAGAGCAUUUUAUACAUCCUGUAUAGAAAUCUUUUACCAGAACCUGUGCAUGAAGAGAAAGCAGCUACCCCUUUGCAAUCUGUGGGUGAGAAGGCCUUCCUCUCAGUCACAGGCAUUUGACUCACGUAGGUUCUGUAUGGGAAAUGCUACUCCCCAAUUCACUGGCAGCUCAGAGUUCAUCUGGCAGGAAAGCCUGCCGGGAAAUCAGUCCAUAUACAGUAAGAGCUGUAGGCUGCUUUUAUGUCUACACUUGGUUUGAAAUUGAUAGCAAAUAUAACAGGUUCAUACAAAAGGGCAAAUAGAAACCUUUCCUACACUUUCUCUGAACUCUGUACCACUGCUUUCUGCUGACCUCUACAACUGUAGAAUGCAGUCCCCAGAAAGCUGGCCUACUUGAUUCCCUACCCCUUGUGGAAGCGAAGGGGUGCUCACCAAAAGGAGGCAGCCAUACAUAGGCCUUGGAAAGGCCUGGUCCCAAGUCCUUUUUGAAGCCAUGGAAUAAAACCCGAUACAUCAGCCUAAUAGAGCAUUGAGUUUUAACUGCGAUUGCAAUACCUACCACCACUCAGCCGCCAAUGUUUCCUGAGACUAAAAGGACUAAUUGCACUUUGAGGCCGAUGCUGCUUUCUGGUGUAUAUUCUCCGCAUCAGAUGACGAUUCACUGCCCUCUGUUGUGCUAGUGGAAAAACAAUUAAACCUGAGCAUUUCAUGUUUUGUUUUUUCUAUUUUUUGUUUCGGAAAACGUUUUUGUUUUUUUGUGUUUGUACAUGAUCCACUCUUUGUUUUCUGGAACAUGUUUUUAAACUGGUGGUUAUGCAAACAAUAUUUUAAAUAUUUAGGUCACAUAUUUGUCCAAAUCAGGUUUAAUGGCAUUGCUUCUGUCCUAGAGUAGGAUUGAGACCAUUGAAAUCAUGCAGCUCAGAAGUGCAAGCAGGGAGCUGACAAAGGAACUACAAACCUAUCUAAGUGAAAAAGAAGGGUGGACAUAAGCCUGAACUUGAAUAUAUAAAAACACUGAUCUGCACAGUGGGAAGGUAGAAUUAAAAAUACUCAUCAUUCCUUUCCACUGAUUUCAAAGUCAACUUCCUCAUCUACCUUCCACUUCAUCCCAUCCAAGAUUAUAAAUUAAUAAAUGAGUAGAAAGUAUAAGCAAUAAGACUAGAUAGCACUUCGUAUUUUCAGGAUUAACCAAAUAUGUGGAAACCGACUCCGACUGUGUUCGUUUCCUAGUUUUUGAAUGGCCUGGGCCAUCAAGGGUCCCUUCCUCAGAGCGCUCCCUUGAUGAACCCUCCAUAGUCUUCACUUAAAAACGAAUGUAUAUACAAAUGCUACGUGACAUGAUAUUUUAAAAUGUAAAACAAUUUACCGAAAACUCUUUUCAUAAACAUGUCUUUAUUGUGAGACAUAGUGUAAAAGAAGAAAGCCUGGUCCCUGCGCUCAUCAUGAGAUAGAGUGUGGGCACUGGGGAUUCCAAAUAUCCAUAUAUAUGGCCUGGCAAGUUCUGUUCCGUCCACCACACAGAUGGCGAUGAAAGAGCCCCUGCUGAGUCAUUCUGAGUGUUGAUGACCAAGCAGGAGACAAGCUGAGUUUCUGCUUAAGAAGGGCAGGGCCCAGGACAACGGUGCACAGGCUGCACAGGAGAGCAUCAGUGGAAUCGUGCUGUGGGGAGGGCAGUUGACAGGAUGUUAGAGCCAAAGCUUUUGCAUCAGCUUUUACAGUGGGGUGGGGAGGAUUCAGACAUGAAAUUGCAUGGAAUUCCCCCUCCCCAAGGGCACUUGGGGAAGUGAGGAGACGGGAGGGAAAGGACACAGGCAUGACAAGUAGUAUGGUUGUGUUAACUGGAGCC
Messenger RNA from Myotis davidii, 6493 nucleotides. RefSeq names its product kalirin. Gene Ontology annotation, cellular component: cytoplasm; postsynaptic density. Bases 142 to 4014 code for a protein of 1290 amino acids. The transcript is spliced from 27 exons. The record is from RefSeq and is a predicted model, not a curated record. Lineage: Eukaryota; Metazoa; Chordata; Mammalia; Chiroptera; Vespertilionidae. Gene Ontology annotation, molecular function: protein binding; ATP binding; guanyl-nucleotide exchange factor activity. Gene Ontology annotation, biological process: protein phosphorylation; intracellular signal transduction; axon guidance.